AUGCCGAAAAGAAACACCGCAGUAUCGCCGGAAAGCGUUACGCCGUCGUACAAAACUUUUUCAAAAGGUUGGUUUAAUUAUCUUAAAAAUUUCCGAUGAUUAUCCUUCCCUAUGACAAAGAAAUCUUUGAAAACUCUUAUAGACAGCUUGAAAUGUCCACAUGUGGCAUUAAUUUGAAAACAGAAAGAAUAAAAAUGUGAAAUGAAUGGUUCGUUUGAAACUCUAACUGAUUGGUUCAAGGAGAGUAAAAUUUUUUCACAUGACUUUAGGUACAGGUCGUACAAAACUUGUACACCUUCGAACUCAAAUAACAGAAAGAACUUUUGAACAGACUAUAUAAUUAAAAAAACAAAUAAAACAAAAAAAUUUAUAAAAUUGAAUGAAAAAUCAAGACCGAUCGAUCGAUGCUCCUCUCGGUGUAUGUACGCUCCAUUUCGAACAAAAUGGCUCCUCGCAUGGAUUUACGCUGCGAACUUUUCAUAUUUUUUUUUCUUCUUCUUAUUUUUUCCUUUUCUUCGAAUUCCUUUCUGAAAAAGAAGUAUAAAACUUUGAAAAAACCUUUUUUAAAUACUGAUCGAGGACGCCGAAGUUUGCCGAAGACCCGUUCAAAGGUUAUCGAAGUUUUUUUUCCUUUUUUUUCUUUCCCUUGACUUCCUCGAAUUAAACGACAUUGACACAUUACACAUGAAGGCAAGGUGGAAAAUCUUGUUCCACGUGAAAAAUAUAUGUUACUCCAGUUCUGUUCCUUUUUCUUCACCCAAUAUCGUGGACUAUAUCGCAGUGAGAGUAAUGCUAUACCGCGGGAGAGCCGCGAGCAAUAUCUCUCGCCCCUCGCUGCGAUCUCGCAAACGUCUUGCGCUAUAUCGCUCUUUGAAAAAUGUUUCUUCAAAAAAGUUGUUUUCUUUAAUUUGAUUCAUCAUUAUAAAAUUCAAAGAUAAAGCAAAAAAAGUUGUUUUCAAUUUUUUGAGAGGGAGCGUUAUGGCAGCGAGACUUUGACAGGAUUGCAGCAAGAAUUAAUUGGCUAUAUCGCCUGCGGCCCGCUGCGAUAUAGGCAAUCAUGUUUGGUGUUUGUAUGUACGGUCCCUUCUUAAAAUCCUCUUGAAAAAUUCCGUAUAUCAGUUAAUCUUUUUCUUAAUUUUAGCGGUUUCUGUUGAACUUGGUUUUCAUGCUUUUUCAUCUUGCUUUGAGAAACUGUUCAGAAAUUCAUGAACUUUUAUAAUUUUUUUAGAGCUAGAACCAUUGUUUUCCGAUUAAUAUUUGUUAUAUUCUUUUUUUUCAACCAAUGUAAAAAAAACUUGAGAUAUCGCAAAUUUGCGCAAAGAAAAACAGCUGAAGCGAGAAACAAAUAGUUUCGGUUCAAGUGUCCCACUUGAAGUAAAACUUGAGAAACGGGCUGAUUUUCUGUUUUUCUGUGUUUCAGUCGAGUUUAAAAGCUGCUCAGAAACAUAUUGAGGCGAAAAUUCUGCUUAAUUUCUGUUUAUUCAGCCUUACUGAAAAGCUGAAAAGCUUUGAAAAUUAGCUUAUUUUGAUUUUUAUUCCAAAAUUUCAACUUAUUCUGAGGAUAUUACUAUUCUGUACUAUACAAAUUUAUUUGAGCCUGAAUUCUAGGCUUGUCAAAAACAAUUUUCUUUCAAAGUUUAUUCAAAUUGGAAGAAGAGGAAUUAUAUUGACCAUUUUCCGGGAUUUUCUAUUUAUUCAGCCGUUUUCAAGUUCUAUCGUCAAAAAAGGCUUAUUUUCAACUUUGAGAGUUGAACAGCUAUUGUUGUUGAAGUGGAAUUUAUAAAAUUCUAUAUCUUGUAAAUGUAUUCCAAUGUCAAAAUAUUGACUGUUUUGGUUCUUAACCUGUUGAUUCAGCUUUAUUUCGAGCUAUAAGCUUUCGAAAUUGGCUUAUUUUGAAGCAAAAUCUGUUUGAAGAUUCAACUUAUUUUUAAGCUGGUAUUGCAAACUAUUGAAUCCUCACUGAAAACUCAACAUCUACAACCUUGUCCCUUGAAAAGAUCACUGAAAAAUACUCAACUAUAUAUUGAAACUGUACAAGUCGAGAGGAAGGAACUCCACAGACCUGCAAAAAGAAAAAGAGAACCAGACGGUCGCAACACCAACCAAUUCUUGAUCUCAUUCCACUCAAUUACUUCUCCCCUCUUUUUUCUCACUUCAAUUCUUAUCAAACUGUCUGACUACCCCCCAUCUUCAUCACCUAAUCAGUCCAUCUGAUAAGGCCAAACUCCACAAAAAAAAAAUCACAUCUACCCAAAAAAUGCCGCUUCAAUUCUUCGAGUUAGAUCCGAUGAUCGUGGCGCCGGCCGGCGACGACGUCAAACGCGACGUCGUCGCUUCUGAUGACGUCAUUCGCGGCGUCUUCAAAGUCGACGUCAAGGAUGAUGCGGCCCGGCAACGCGCCGUCACCAUCGUCAGAACCAAGGGAAUUUCGUGGGUUUUUCAAAUCGUUUUUUCAAAGUUUAGUUGCUUUUUCUUGAUUUCUAAUAAAAAAACUUAAUUUUAAUUUUUAAAGUCUAAUCCGUCCGUAGAGCGCUUUGAUCAAUUUUUGAAUUUUUUUUUAACGAUAAAUUUUAAACUCUCCUUGGAAAUCUCGAAAAACGGCGUAUCUUACACUUUAGCCUUCCAGGGACGUUUUUAAACGCCCGAUUGAACUUUUGCUGAAGCUUUUCUGAAGUGUACUUUAGGACCCUGUACUUUCAGAACAAGAAGAAAAUUUCUCGCAAUAGAUCUUGUUUCCGAGAGCUUCAAAGUGUGCAAAAUACGCAAAUUAGGCCAAAAAUACGAUAUUUCGAGCUUUUGAAGUGUCCUGACUCGAAAACGAAAUCUAUUGCGAGAAAUUUUUUCUUCUUGUUCAGGACUCAAGGGGGGGUAAAAAACGUUUCCUAGUCAGUUGGUUAGUCCUUAGCCUGUCACUCGAGAGAUCGUAGGUUCAAAUCCCCAUCAACGGAAUUGUCUUUCCCAUCGCUCGAAAUGAAUAUAUAAUCAAUUUUCAGAGCCACAUCCGGAUUAAUCAAUUUUAUCUGUGGGAUGAUCGGGCCUGGAUGCUUCUCACUGGCCAUUUCUUUCAAAGAAGCCGGUUUAUGGGUGAAUUUUCCUUCCGUUUCUCACUGAAAUCAGUGUUCUUAUCAUCGAAAAUAAAAUGUUUUCAGGGCGGCUUCAUUUUGGUAUUUGUGAUCGGAUUUCUCAGCCUGAUAUCCAUGCACAAAAUCGUCAACUGUUCACAAUAUUUGGCCAAAAUGUCAGUUUUUUUUAAAUCAAUGUCUCGGAAGAGUCGGGUUUAAUCACGAUGUUUUUUUCGAAUUACAUCUAGAGUUUUCUGAAAGUUGGAGGAGCCUUGAAAAAAUUGUUUAAAGUUUUUUUUCCCAUCCAUUAAAUCCACAAAAAUUGGUUCUCACUACCGCGCCCUUAUUACAAUGAGCCGCGCCAACAUUGCAUAAGGCCACGCCCACUGACCACAACCAUCGCCUGUUUAGGAACACCUUGCAUAACAAAUUGUAAUCAUUAGAGAGCUGAAAAAGGAAAAUAUUUCGACAUAUUCAGAAACGGAGAUCAAUCUUUGGACUAUGGAGAAAUGGCCGAAGCUGCCCUUCUCAACAGUUACAGCGCCGUCAGGCCUCACGCCAAAAAAGCCAAGUCUGUUAAUUUUUUUCUAAUUUGGUAAUUUUCCGCAACACACAAACUGCCAUAGAUAUAAUGUUGUUUCAGAAUGAUCGUAAACGCCUGCCUUCUAUCCUUCCAACUCGGCGUCAUCAGUGUUACAUUGGUUUUUUCAACGGAGCACGUUAUGGAGGUGAACUAAAAAUUGAAGGAAAAUACAUAAAAUACCAUGCAAUAGUUCCAAAAAUUCUAUUGAAAAUCUUUUUUUAGGUCUACGAGUACGCCUUCGGACACCCGCCACCAUUCCCGAAAAAGAUCCUGAUUCUGAUAUUUUUCGUCCCUCAGCUUCUGCUCAACUUCAUUGGCCACAUCAAAAUGUUGACGGUUUUGUCGUUGUUCGGCAACGUCGUCAUCUUCGCCGCCAUGAGCUUGAUCGCCAAGGUUUGCUCGGGAAAAAAUCCUGGUCGCCUUUGGAUUGCUUCGUCGCGCUGCGGUUCAAGUUAGAUUAUGACGCCCCCACUCGGAAUGCCGCUGUGUCUGAAAUACCGCGAGGCGCAAGUCGCUUUCAGAUCGGUUCAUAAAAACCUCUCGGCAGCUUUUGCGCGGUGAGCCUUUCCCUGUGCGACCAAAAUUUUCAAAAUCUUUCAUUUACUCUUCUAUUUCCUUCACUAAAGGGAUCCCUUCCAAAACCCUAUGAAACAAGAAAUAACAUGCAUUUUCAUUAAGUUUCCAAAUAUUCGUCCUCUUUUAAAGCCCCUGAGGAACUCCUCUAAGAAUUCACUGAAGUGCUCACUUCCAGGAGCUUCUGUUCCACGAUUGGUACCCGGUGACGUCACUCCACAGCUUUUCCGGGAUCGAAGGAAUGUCCAUCGCAGCGGGAGCCUUGAUUUACUCGUUUGAAGGACAGGCGAUGGUGAUUUUUUUUCACUGAUUUUUUCGUCUUUCAGCUUCCUUACACUAAGAAGGCUUUAUUCUACGGAAAUGAAAUAAUUUUUUUUCGAAAUUUUGAUCGAUCGGGACUCACUUUUUCUUCCCUAAUGUAAAGCUAAUUAAUGGAGCAGCAAGCGUCUUUCAAAAUCACAAAUAAUUCAAGGUCCUACCGCUAGAAAACUCCCUGAAAAGGUCGGCGGACAUGCGCGGAGUGACGGGCGUCCUGACGACGUCGAUGAACCUCGUCACGAUCCUCUACGCCUUCCUGGGAUUCUUCGGCUACGUCACCUUUGGCGACAACGUUCAAGGAAGCCUAACCUUGAACCUUCCGAACUCUGUGUAAGUUUACCUGAUUGGGUACAGCUAAAAGUAGAAAUUUGAAAGAUAUUAGGCUCAAGGUCAAGUUUUUUCUUGCUGGUCCCGAAGGUGUGCUCUGAAAUUUCAAAGAAAACUAUAAUUGAUUGAAAUCGAGCUUGUCAAACCAGUAAAGGCUUGUUGGAAUGCCCGAGCAGCUGCGUAUCUCAAAUCAGAAGUUUUCUAAAACACUGAAAGACCUGUGACUUUGCGGCCACUGGCUCCACCUAUCAAACGUAAAAGCUGAGAAAACUUCUAGAGAUCACUUUAGGGUUUUGCGAGAACCAAAAAUGGAAUACUGGAUGAAAAACUACAAUAGUGCAUCUAACAGAAGUUUUUUUUAGUGACCAGCUCAGUUUCCUUUUCAAGUAGCCCUUAGAGAACCUCUCAAGUGGCCGCGAAAAUUAUCCCAGAAGAGGAGAAGCGGAUUUUUACAACUUUCAGAGGUCGUAACUGUUUUCACAGACCUCUGCGGCUAUUUUAAGGACAGAUUCGGAAUCAGCGUGAAAAACUUCAUCUGUUGGAUCCAAUUUGAAAAAUUUUAGGUGAAUAAAACCUCUUUUCAGUUUGUCGGUGUCCAUCAAGGCGUUGCUAGUCGCCAAAAUGUUCUUCGGAAGCGCUCUUCAGCUUUUUGUGAUCGUCCAGAUGCUCUGGCCUUCGGUCAAAGCACGUCUUCCGGAGGACUCUAAAGUCGCCCAAAAACUGGGUCCCUACGCUCUUCGGGCCGGCCUGAUGUUGAUUUCUCGUGAGUUUUGAAGGGACUGUAUCGAAAAAAUGCCGUUUUAUGAAGAUAUUUCAACUUCAAAUCAAGUUAAUGAAAAUUUCUUUCCACGUCCCAUGUAUUUCCCCCAAAGCGCAUGAUUGAUUUAUUUAUUUUCCCUUGUUCCGAAUCAUUUUAUGGCUUUUUUAUUGGCCAGCGCCUGUUUCCCUUGGCCAGUUUUUUUUUCAGUUUUCAAGAACUUUGAAAAAAAAUUUUUUAUAUGAUACAAGUUUGAUUUAGAAGAACAAAAAUAUUAUUUUUUCAAGGUUUAAUGAUUAAGUUUCAUAUAGAAAAUGAACUUUUUUUGAAACCUCUUGAAGGAUCAAAAAUCAAGCAUAGACAAUGUCCGAAAUUUUUUUCAAUUUUUUUGGAUAAUUUUUUUCUGAAUCUUCUCAAAUUAUCUAAAUAUCCUGUGCUAAUAGAAAAAGUUCUUCUGUGUUGAAUACAUUUGAACAUCUUCAAGUUCGAAUCAACGAUUAGAAAUGAAAUGUUUUCCAGUGGUGAUGGCAGUCCUGGUGCCGAAUCUUAUGGACAUCAUCCCCUUGGUCGGCAUCACCUCGGGAAUGCUCCUCUCCCUGAUUUUACCCUCAUUUUUGGACCUUAUGGUCUUCCUCCCAAUGUAUUCCAAGCAACAGGAACGGCGCAAAUUUGUUCAGAAACUGGUAAUCAAUAUAUUUUUGUUCAUUCUUGGCUGGUGCUUCCUAGUUUCAGGUCUUUAUUCUAGCAUCGAAGCCAUCAUUAACCAUCAUCGGCAGGUCUAAGACUAUUAAUUUUUUUUUGUGGCAUUUGGAAGGGUUUUUGAAAAAGAAAAACAAGAAGAUUUUCGUCUUUAAUGUUCUUUUGUUGAAAAAAUUGAUAGUUUUCUAAUGUUCAUAUGAAGCCUACAAAAAAGGAGCGCAGACUCAGGAACCGAACCUGUGACCUGAAUACCUGUAACCAGUAAUAGACAAAAUCCUAAUCAACUGAGCCUUCCGUUCAUUUUUCGACACACGAUUAUCUCUAAGUAUCCGCAUUAGUUUUUUAACACACGUUCUCUGAGAUUUUCGAAAAUACGUUGGUACAAUAAUUUUCAAGUUUGUUUUUUCGAGCUGAAGUUCAUGUCACAUGUACUAUGCGACCUUCUUAACACAUGACACCCGGUUUCGACAGGCUCCGCCCACUUUCAGGGUUAUGGUGGAGAAAAUACCGUAAAAAGCUAACUUUUUUCCUGGUCGAGCAAAUCGGUUCAAACCAACUGUAACGCAAAGAGCACGUCAUUUUGAACAUUUUUCAUGUUGAAACCUACUCUGGAAAAAAUUUUCUUCUUGUGGAAAAAAAUCGCUGAAAGUUGAAAAAUGACGAAUUCCGCAGUUUUUGAGCUCUACUAAAAUGGGGACCCCCGAUGGCCUUGAUUUUUAUUUUCUCAAUCGAUGUAUUGAGGUCUUGUGUGUUCGAAAAAAAUAUCCCUAUAUUCAAGUUUUAAGUGUCGUAGUACAUCACCAUCUCAAAGAACGCGUCCAACUUGAAAUUGGCCAAAACUUCAAAAAAAUCCACAACUUUUUUUGAGAGUUUGAUUUCAGUUGAGUUUUUUUGUUCUUGAUGUACUACAACUAACUUGUUUUUCAACUCAGGACAGUAAAAAGUGGAAAAACGAAAACUUGAAAAAAAUUUUUAAUUUUUCAAGUUUUCGAUUUUUUUGGACUUUUUUUGUUUUUUUCCCCCAGCUUUUGCUUUUUCACCUCUGCUGAGGAGAGGACCCUAGAAGGCCUGAAAUUUUAUUUGAUAAAAUGAUUAAUCAGGUCUUGCUUAGUUCAGAAAAAAUAUUCUCGUCUUCAAGUUUUGAGUGUUGCAGUUGACCACCGAAGCGCUGAAGCUGGCGACCUCAAAAUCGAGUAA
Molecule: messenger RNA, 7516 nt
Organism: Caenorhabditis auriculariae
Lineage: Eukaryota; Metazoa; Nematoda; Chromadorea; Rhabditida; Rhabditidae
Source: the annotation of a GenBank genome assembly